Molecule: messenger RNA, 363 nt
Organism: Cryphonectria parasitica EP155
Lineage: Eukaryota; Fungi; Ascomycota; Sordariomycetes; Diaporthales; Cryphonectriaceae
Exons: 5
Coding region: 1-363 (120 amino acids)
Source: RefSeq, a predicted model, not a curated record
AUGGCGUGUAGCACAUACCGCUACCAGAGCAAGACGCUCGAGGUUAUGAUGGACGAGGCCAAAGCCGACAUCAUCGUCGGCCCACGUCUACGCACCGUCAACUGGGAGAAGCCCACUAUGACGAUUCCUCGCACACCUCUUAGAAGACGCACAGAUGGAGCCUACGUGGAAGCGACUCGAGAAAUGGUGCUUGACGCCAUCACUCGCGGACUGUCUACUACUAGCAAGAUACAGGGGCUGGUGGAGGGGAAGAGCCGGGAGUAUGGUCAAGGCCGAUCGGCACCAUGUCAAUAUGGCGAAAAGGCGAGAGUUGAAAGUCAAGAAUUGUUGGAUACGUGUAGCAUCUAUUGUUGUGGCAGUUGA